GAAUCCAUCGAUCUUUCUUCCAACAGAGAGACUUGUAUCCACCCGGCCGUCGAUGUCGAGGCUGCAGAGGUCGUCGGUGUCGUUCCGGCGGCAGGGCUCGUCGGGGCGCAUCUGGGACGACCCGCUGAGGAGCCUCGACCUCAAGGGGCUGUCGAUGUCGACGGCGGUCGUGGCGCCGCUGCAGGCCGGCGCCAGCAUACUCGCGGUGGACCCCUCGCCCCGCGCCGCUCCGUCAUCGGACCAGGCAUCGUUGCGCCACGGCUGCGGCGGCGCCUCCUCAACCGGCAUCAUUGCGGAGAGCCCAGACGUGGUAGCGUCGGAUCGGUCGCCGGCCAGCGUCGUCGUCCACAGGGUGCACGGCGCCCGCCACGAGAGGCCCGCGAGGCGGCGGCGGAGGCUCUCGUCGGCGUUCUGCGCGUGCAUGGGGCAUCCCCCGGCGUCGCAUGCGCAGCAGUAGGGUGCGCCCGCACGUGUGGCACGCGGGAAAUAUGAAUAUGUACGUAUGAACGUACGUGUCGUACAGCUGACGCGCGGCGACGAAUGCACGCUUCGGAUUUUCGCACUUCUGGUGCAUUGUGUUGUGCAUAUAUGAUGAGUGAUGUACGAGUUGUAAGAUUUAACGUGUCCUCUUCCUAUCAAUGAGAUAACGCAUGCGCUAGUGCA
Molecule: messenger RNA, 663 nt
Organism: Phragmites australis (common reed)
Lineage: Eukaryota; Viridiplantae; Streptophyta; Magnoliopsida; Poales; Poaceae
Exons: 1
Coding region: 53-457 (134 amino acids)
Source: RefSeq, a predicted model, not a curated record